Messenger RNA from Torulaspora delbrueckii, 1221 nucleotides. It is a transcript of the gene RMD5, whose product is annotated as ubiquitin-protein ligase RMD5. Gene Ontology annotation, biological process: proteasome-mediated ubiquitin-dependent protein catabolic process. The transcript has a single exon. Bases 1 to 1221 code for a protein of 406 amino acids. The record is from RefSeq and is a predicted model, not a curated record. Gene Ontology annotation, cellular component: nucleus; GID complex; cytoplasm. Gene Ontology annotation, molecular function: ubiquitin protein ligase activity. NCBI's taxonomy places the organism in Eukaryota, Fungi, Ascomycota, Saccharomycetes, Saccharomycetales, Saccharomycetaceae.
AUGUCUGUUUUACUAAACACUCUACAACAAGAGUUUGACAAGCUUUACACUGAGAAUUCUACCCCACGAGAGCCGAUUAUCAAGAAAUGUCAUGAUGAGACAUCGAGCCUUAAAACUCAUUUGAAGAAACUUAAGGCUCAUUUAUCGAAACAGAUAGAAGAGCAAGAAGUUUUAUCAGAUGACUGUCCUGAGGAAGAGAAGAAGAAAAUCAUACGUAAGAGAGGAGUUAUACUGGAAAAGUUGAACAAAUCUCAUAAACAUUGGGAUCAUUCGAUAAAGAAACAGAUCAAGCACAUAUCUCAACAGCAUGUCAAGUUCAACAAGGUGGCUCUGACAAAGUUGUACGAGUUUGAUCUUGACAAAGUUUACGUCAAUAAGCUUCCUUCAAAUUCGAAGAAGCUUGUCGACGACGCAAUCAGUUUUCAUAUCUCAAGGUAUAACAUGGGUAAUUUGUCGGCCACUAACGAGAGUGAUAUGAUUCGCUACCUUAGAGAUGUAUAUGGGAUCUCUCCAGAGACCUCUUCGAAAUUUGUGCAGAUGGGUCAGAUCGUUCAGGACAUCAAGAAAGGUGAUUCUAGUAGUUGUCAGGAGUGGUGUGAGCCGGGCUCUCCACUAAAUUUCGAGCUUUAUGUGUUGAAAUCGUUACAACUAUUCAAGAAGGGCGACACGCUGGUUACCUAUAACCACCUGACAAGGAAGUUGCCGGCAUCCUCUUUCAUACAAGUCACCACUCAAGUAUCACCGAUACUCACUCAGCUGGUUUUAGGGGAGAAAGUUCACGAUAUAAACGCUGCAAUUCAUCUUCAGCUGGAAAAAUGUAUCUCAUUGUUUACUAAGGAGUAUUGCUUGAAGAAUAAUCUGCCAUUCGAAUCACCAUUAUUUUUGAUUGUUCUAAGUGGUAUCAUCUCAUUCCAGUUCUAUAUAAAAUACACAACCAUUAGAGCCGCAUCUCAUGUGGACUGGACCACCAAGGAUGAACUACCGUUCGAUGUGCAAUUACCGGAAUUUCUGUGCCAUUUCCAUCCAAUCUUCAUAUGCCCAGUGUUGAAGGAAGAAACGACCGAGGAGAAUCCACCAUAUUCAUUGCCUUGUCAUCAUAUACUCUCGAAGAAAUCACUAGACCGCCUAUCAAAGAAUGGAACCACGACUUUCAAAUGUCCUUAUUGCCCUGUCAACGCAUCAAUGUCGAAGACUAUGAGGGUCAAAUUCAUAAUGUUGUAA